AUGGUUAUUUCAGACAUUGAGGCAACAAAUGAUUCCGAAAAGAUGAAAGAUCCAGUCCCCCAUCACCAUGAGGAUAUCGCGACAGUACCUGUGACAGAACAGGACGCAGUGUUUGGCGAGCUGUCCGAAAAUGGACCCAACUACCGCAGCGUUGGUUGGCUGGGCACCGCCGGGUUGAUGAUGAAGACGCAGCUGGGUCUGGGAAUAUUGUCGUUCCCAUCCGUCUUCGACACCCUUGGCAUGAUUCCUGGCAUUAUCCUCUUGUUGACCAUUGCGACCAUUACCACCUGGUCCGACUAUAUCGUCGGUGUCUUCAAGCUCAACCACCCUCAAGUCUAUGGUGUCGACGAUGCUGGCCAGCUCAUGUUUGGCCGCAUUGGCAAGGAAGCCUUCGCCAUUGCUUUCAUGGGUCAAUACGUUCUGACGGCCGGUUCAGCAAUGCUGAGCUUAUCCAUUUCCCUCAACGCUCUAUCCAGCCACGGCACCUGCACAGCCACCUUUGUCGGCGUCGCCUUCGUCAUGAUCUUCCUCCUAAGCAGCAUUCGCACGCUCGGCCGUAUAACAUGGGUUGCCUGGGUAGGCUUGGCUGGUAUCUUGACUGCUGUCUUCAUGGUCACGAUUGCCGUCGGUGUCAAGGGAGGCCCCCCAAAUGUUCCGCAGGGCGUUGUUUGGGAAUCCGAUUACAAACUUUUCGGUAACCCCAGCUUUACGGAAGCCAUGUCGGCUGUGGCUACACUCAUCUUUGCCUACGCCGGCACUGGUGCGUUUUUCCCCAUCGUGGCCGAGAUGCGUGAUCCGAGCAAGUACACGAGGGCUUUGGCGCUGUGCCAGACAGUCGUUACAGUGGCCUUCAUUAUUGUUGCCAUCGUCAUCUACUACUACUGUGGCUCUCAGGUCGCUUCUCCAGCGUUGGGUACUGCUGGGCCUCUCAUAAAAAAGAUUGCCUACGGCAUCGCCUUUCCUGGACUGCUGGCAAGUGGUUGUAUUCUGGCUCACGUCUCGAGCAAGUACGUCUUUGUCCGUGUCUUGCGCGGCUCGAGGCAUCUCACGUCAAACACUGUCACACAUUGGAUUUCCUGGAUUGGUUGCACCUUUUGCGUCAGCCUGAUUGCCUAUAUUCUGGCCAGUGCGAUCCCCGUCUUCAACGGCCUUGUAUCGCUCUGCGGUGCACUCUUCGGUACACUGCUCUCUUUUCAGCCCAUGGGGUGCAUGUGGCUCUAUGACAACUGGCGCAGUGGUAGGGAGAAGCCUACCGCGCGCUGGUAUCUCGGUGUUGCUUGGAGCGUCUUCGUCAUUACAGCGGGUACAUUCUUAAUGAUUGGUGGUACCUACAGCACUAUAGUCGGCAUCAUUGAUUCCUUCCAUGCAGAGGGGGGCUCUUCUGUUUGGUCAUGUGCUGAUAAUUCAAAUUCCAGCUAG
This is a messenger RNA of Colletotrichum truncatum, 1419 nucleotides long. Its product is annotated as amino acid transporter. Gene Ontology annotation, biological process: amino acid transmembrane transport. Gene Ontology annotation, molecular function: L-amino acid transmembrane transporter activity. The record is from RefSeq and is a predicted model, not a curated record. NCBI's taxonomy places the organism in Eukaryota, Fungi, Ascomycota, Sordariomycetes, Glomerellales, Glomerellaceae.